CUCCUGCACACAGGACAUGUAAGUUAUUUUGCCAGUUGCCUUGUCAAAUUGACUAUCUCUUUGUGUUCACCAUAUUUUCAGUAACUAUGGGCAGUUUAACAUUUAUGUUCGCGUGCUCUGCUAAGACCUUGAAGAUGAUCAAAAAUAACUCACAUGCAAUUUAUUUCAAGAGGACUCUCUUAUUGCCACGACUGCCUCUCUUCAAACAAUCAGAAGGCAAGUGUAUCAACUUAGGUCGACUGUCAAGCUCCACAGCUGCCAGGGCAGCGAAGGGAGAGGACUCCUUCCUCAAAUGGCUCCUGCUUCUGAUUCCUGUCACCACAUUUGGUCUUGGGACAUGGCAGGUGAAACGUCGGGAAUGGAAAAUUAAGUUGAUUGCAGAACUGAGAAGUCUUACCUCCGUGGAACCCAUUCCUCUUCCUAUUGAUCCUCUGGAGUUGAACAAUCUGGAGUACAGGAGAGUAAAGGUGCGUGGGCACUAUGACCACUCCCAGGAGAUGUACAUCUUACCACGCUCGCCUGUCGACCCAGAGAAAGAAGCAAGGGAGGCAGGCCAGCUGUCAUCCAGUGGAGAUACUGGAGCCAAUGUCGUUACCCCGUUCUACUGCAGUGACCUAGGGAUCACGAUCCUUGUAAACAGAGGAUAUGUUCCUAGGAAGAAGAUCAAACCAGAAACCAGGAUGAAGGGACAGGUGGAUGACGAGAUUGACCUGGUAGGUGUGGUGAGGCUGACAGAGAUCCGCAAACCCUUUGUGCCACAAAACAACGUGGAGCACAACCGCUGGCACUACCGCGACCUGGAGACGAUGGCUAGAGUCACAGGGGCCGAGCAGAUCUUCAUCGAUGCUGACCUGGCCAGCACAAUUCCGGGUGGACCUAUAGGAGGACAGACCCGAGUCACCCUCAGGAAUGAACAUAUGCAGUACAUUAUGACGUGGUAUGGCCUCUGUGCAGCAACCUCUUACAUGUGGUAUGCCAAGUUCAUCAAAAGGAUUGUGUGAUACACCCCGCAAUGGCUUGAGUAGUGUAAAUUAAUACAAUGUUUUUGUCAUGAAUAUCACAUAGCCAGAUCAUGGCAGUAUAGAAGCUGCUGUAGGUACUUAAUGUCUUGGUUUUAUUUGAAAAAUGUACACUUAAACAAAUGCAACAUGUAAAGUUGUUGGUUUCAUGAGCCGAAAUAAAAGAUCCCAUACAUUUUCCAAAUACAAAUUAUUUCUUUACAAACCGCUUAAUGAGCAUUUCUCCUUUGCCAAGAUAAUCCAACCACAUGACAGGUGGCAUAUCAAGAAGCCGAUUAAACAGCAUGAUAAUUACACAGGUGCACCUUGUGCUGGGGACUAAAGGCCACUAAUGUAGUCACAAUGCCCUAGAUGUCUCAAGUUGAGGGUGUGUAAUUGGCAUGCGGACUGCAGGAAAGUCCACCAGAGCUGAGCUGUUGCCAGAUACAUUUAAUUUCUCUACCAUAAGCCACCAUCGUUUUAGAGAAUUUGGGAAUAUGUCCAACCUGUCAACUGCAGCCCACCUGUAGGUGAGCGGUUUACAGACAACAUAAUGAACAGUGCUCCACAAUGGCGGUGGGGCUAUGGUAUGGGCAUGCAUAAGCUGUGGACAGACUACAUUUUUAUAGAUGGCAAUUUGUGUGCACAAAUACCAUGACGAGAGCGAGGCCCAUUUAAAAAAUCUGCGAUGCAUAUCUGCAUUCCUAGUCAUGUGAAAUCCACAAUUGGCCUAAUGAAUUUGACUGAUCACCUCUAACUCAAAGGAAUAGCAAGUGGGAUUGUUGUCCAUAUGAAGUAUCGUAAUAAAAUAGCCAAAUGUAUCCAGUUGUCAUGUUAUGAUUGGGGGGUUUA
Salvelinus namaycush (lake trout) is the source of this 1850-nucleotide messenger RNA. RefSeq names its product surfeit locus protein 1. The transcript has 9 exons. Bases 87 to 1001 code for a protein of 304 amino acids. Gene Ontology annotation, biological process: mitochondrial respiratory chain complex IV assembly. The record is from RefSeq and is a predicted model, not a curated record. Gene Ontology annotation, cellular component: membrane; mitochondrion. Lineage: Eukaryota; Metazoa; Chordata; Actinopteri; Salmoniformes; Salmonidae.